CUGAGGAGGGGCUGCUCUGACUUUGUCUUGGCCCACCAUGAGGUUCUUCCUGCUUUGUGCCUACAUGCUGCUCCUGAUGAUUUCCCAGUUGAGGGCGGUCAGCUUUCCCGAAGACGAUGAGCCCCUUAAUACUGUUGACUAUCACUAUUCAAGGCAAUAUCCGAUUUUUAGAGGACGCCCUUCAGGCAAUGAAUCGCAGCACAGGCUGGACUUUCAGCUGAUGUUGAAAAUUCAAGACACACUUUAUAUUGCUGGCAGGGAUCAAGUUUACACGGUAAAUUUAAAUGAAAUCCCCAAAACGGAAGUCAUACCAAGCAAGAAGCUGACAUGGCGGUCAAGACAACAGGAUCGAGAAAACUGUGCUAUGAAAGGCAAGCAUAAAGAUGAAUGCCACAACUUUAUUAAAGUAUUUGUUCCAAGAAACGAUGAGAUGGUUUUUGUUUGUGGUACCAAUGCGUUUAAUCCCAUGUGUAGAUACUAUAGGUUGAAUACCUUAGAGUAUGAUGGGGAAGAAAUUAGUGGCCUGGCAAGAUGCCCAUUUGAUGCCAGACAAACCAAUGUUGCCCUUUUUGCUGAUGGGAAGCUGUAUUCUGCCACAGUGGCUGACUUCUUGGCCAGUGAUGCUGUUAUUUAUCGAAGCAUGGGCGAUGGAUCUGCCCUUCGUACAAUAAAAUAUGAUUCCAAGUGGAUAAAAGAGCCACAUUUUCUUCAUGCCAUAGAAUAUGGAAACUAUGUCUAUUUCUUCUUUCGAGAAAUUGCAGUGGAACACAAUAAUUUAGGCAAGGCUGUAUAUUCCCGUGUGGCCCGCAUAUGUAAAAACGACAUGGGUGGCUCCCAGCGGGUCCUAGAGAAACACUGGACUUCAUUUCUGAAGGCUCGGCUUAACUGUUCUGUCCCUGGAGAUUCGUUUUUCUACUUUGAUGUCCUGCAGUCCAUUACAGACAUAAUACAAAUCAAUGGCAUCCCCACUGUGGUCGGGGUGUUCACCACCCAGCUCAACAGCAUUCCUGGUUCUGCAGUCUGUGCAUUCAGCAUGGACGACAUUGAAAAAGUAUUCAAGGGACGGUUUAAAGAACAGAAAACUCCGGAUUCUGUGUGGACAGCAGUCCCUGAGGACAAAGUACCAAAGCCAAGGCCUGGGUGUUGUGCAAAGUAUGGCCUUGCAGAAGCGUAUAAAACCUCCAUCGAUUUCCCAGAUGAAACCCUGUCCUUCAUCAAAUCCCACCCCCUGAUGGACUCUGCCGUCCCACCCAUUGCAGAUGAGCCCUGGUUCACAAAGACUCGGAUCAGGUACAGACUGACGGCCAUCGCUGUUGACCAUUCUGCUGGACCCUACCAGAACUACACAGUCAUCUUUGUUGGCUCAGAAGCUGGCGUGGUACUUAAAGUUUUGGCAAAGACCAGUCCUUUCUCUUUGAAUGACAGCGUAUUACUGGAAGAGAUUGAAGCCUACAACCAUGCAAAGUGUAAUGCUGAGAAUGAGGAGGACAGAAAGGUCAUCUCAUUACAGUUGGAUAAAGAUCAUCAUGCUUUGUAUGUGGCAUUCUCCAGCUGCGUUGUUCGCAUCCCCCUCAGUCGCUGUGAGCGUUAUGGAUCAUGUAAAAAGUCUUGCAUUGCAUCUCGGGACCCGUACUGUGGCUGGUUAAGCCAAGGGGGCUGUGGUAGAGUGACCCCAGGGAUGCUCGCUGGAGGAUAUGAACAGGACACGGAAUACGGCCACACGGCCCAUCUAGGGGACUGCCAUGAAAUUUUGCCUACUUCAACUACACCAGAUUACAAAAUAUUUGGCGGUCCAACAUCUGACAUGGAGGUAUCUUCAUCUUCUGUUACCACAAUGGCAAGUAUCCCAGAAAUUACACCUAAAGUGAUUGAUACCUGGAGACCUAAACUGACGAGCUCCCGGAAAUUUGUAGUUCAAGAUGACCCAAACACUUCUGAUUUUACUGAUCCUUUAUCAGGUAUCCCAAAGGGUGUACGAUGGGAAGUCCAGUCUGGAGAGUCCAACCAGAUGGUCCACAUGAAUGUCCUCAUCACCUGUGUCUUUGCUGCUUUUGUGUUGGGUGCAUUCAUUGCAGGUGUAGCAGUAUACUGCUAUCGUGACAUGUUUGUUCGGAAAAACAGGAAGAUCCAUAAAGAUGCAGAAUCUGCCCAGUCAUGCACAGACUCCAGUGGAAGUUUUGCCAAACUGAAUGGUCUCUUUGACAGCCCGGUCAAGGAAUAUCAACAGAAUAUUGAUUCUCCCAAAUUGUAUAGUAACCUGCUGACCAGUCGGAAAGAGCUGCCACCGAAUGGAGAUACUAAAUCCAUGGUAAUGGACCAUCGAGGCCAACCUCCUGAGCUGGCUGCUCUCCCCACGCCUGAGUCUACGCCUGUGCUUCACCAGAAGACCCUGCAGGCCAUGAAGAGCCACUCAGACAAGGCCCAUGGCCAUGGGGCUUCAAGGAAAGAAACCCCCCAAUUUUUUCCUUCUAGUCCUCCACCCCAUUCCCCGUUAAGUCAUGGGCAUAUCCCCAGUGCCAUUGUUCUUCCUAAUGCUACCCAUGACUACAACACGUCUUUCUCAAACUCCAAUGCUCACAAAGCUGAAAAGAAGCUUCAAAACAUUGACCACCCUCUUACAAAGUCAUCCAGUAAAAGAGAUCACCGGCGUUCUGUGGAUUCCAGAAAUACCCUCAAUGAUCUCCUGAAGCAUCUAAAUGACCCAAAUAGUAACCCCAAAGCCAUCAUGGGAGAUAUCCAAAUGGCCCACCAGACCCUAAUGCUGGAUCCUGCGGGACCUAUGUCUGAGGUGCCACCCAAGGUCCCUAACCGGGAGGCAUCACUAUAUUCUCCUCCUUCAACUCUCCCCAGAAAUAGCCCAACCAAGCGAGUGGACGUCCCCACCACUCCUGGAGUCCCAAUGACUUCUCUGGAAAGACAAAGGGGUUAUCACAAAAAUUCUUCCCAGAGGCACUCUAUAUCUGCUAUGCCUAAAAACUUAAACUCACCAAAUGGUGUUUUGCUAUCUAGACAGCCUAGUGUGAACCGUGGGGGGUACAUGCCUACCCCCACAGGGGCGAAGGUGGACUACAUUCAGGGAACACCAGUGAGUGUUCAUCUGCAGCCUUCCCUCUCCAGACAGAGCAGCUACACCAGUAAUGGCACCCUUCCUAGGACGGGACUAAAGAGGACACCGUCCUUAAAACCUGAUGUGCCACCAAAGCCUUCAUUUGUUCCUCAAACCACAUCUGUCAGACCACUGAACAAAUACACUUACUAGGCCCCAGUGUGCUAUUCCCUCUGUGGCUUUAUCCUGUCCGUGUUGCUGAGAGGAUGAUGUUGUAAGGGUACCUUAAGACAAGAGACUCGCUUGUAUUUUAAGAGAAGCAAGUGGCCAAAGAAACUCUUUCUAACUUUGGCAACAUCAGAACUUGCCACGUGUAGCUACUGCAGCAAGGCUUCUGUGUACUUGUCUGAAAACAAAGGAAGGUGCUGGUCAUUCCAUUUCUUUUGUUUGAAGCUAAAGUGAUGUGUAGCUCCAAGGGGCUAUCUCACCGGUAUAAAGAGCUGAUCCAGUACUCAGAAGAAUCUGUGAGCAAAUACUUGAAAAUGGGUUCAACUUAGACUGCCAUUAUAUGUGGUCUUCCCAUUAAAUGUGAACAUUUUAAUACGUAUGCAUUCACCUUGCCUCUUGCACAAAUGUCGAAAAACAACGGUAAUGUCUCAAAGAAACAAACUUGUAGAUUACCAAUUUGCUAAAAAUUCAGUCUUUGACCCAAACUGUAGCAUUUUUUUCAUGUGUGGCAUUUUUUUCAUGCCACCAACGAACUGUGUUGCCUGUGUAUGUGUGUGUGCGUGCGUGUGUGCGUGUGUGUUCUGUACCCACUAGGAUCUGUUUAGGUGCCCAUUGCAUCUUCUUGUGCUAUGGAGUUGUUUACA
Molecule: messenger RNA, 3918 nt
Organism: Diceros bicornis minor
Lineage: Eukaryota; Metazoa; Chordata; Mammalia; Perissodactyla; Rhinocerotidae
Gene: SEMA6D
Product: semaphorin 6D
Exons: 18
Coding region: 38-3259 (1073 amino acids)
Biological process (GO): negative chemotaxis; positive regulation of cell migration; semaphorin-plexin signaling pathway
Molecular function (GO): semaphorin receptor binding; chemorepellent activity
Source: RefSeq, a predicted model, not a curated record